Australozyma saopauloensis is the source of this 867-nucleotide messenger RNA. It is a transcript of the gene RAM2, whose product is annotated as bifunctional protein farnesyltransferase/protein geranylgeranyltransferase. The record is from RefSeq and is a predicted model, not a curated record. Gene Ontology annotation, biological process: protein geranylgeranylation; protein farnesylation. NCBI's taxonomy places the organism in Eukaryota, Fungi, Ascomycota, Pichiomycetes, Serinales, Metschnikowiaceae. Gene Ontology annotation, molecular function: CAAX-protein geranylgeranyltransferase activity; protein farnesyltransferase activity. The transcript has a single exon. The coding region runs from base 1 to 867 and encodes 288 amino acids. Gene Ontology annotation, cellular component: CAAX-protein geranylgeranyltransferase complex; protein farnesyltransferase complex; cytoplasm.
AUGUCGGAGCCAUGUCAGAUUAUGUACUCUGAGGAGUAUCUCUCCACCAUGUCUAGUCUCAAGCAAUAUCUAGAAACCAAAACAUACACCGAGGAAGCGUUACAAGUUACAGAAGAGGCGCUUUCGCUUUUGGCCUCACACUACACUGCUUGGUGCUUCCGCUUGGAUAUCAUCAAACACUUGGGCAAAGACCUUUUCGAGGAAUUGAAUUGGUGCGAGGAAGUUGCAAUUGCCAAUGAGAAGAACUACCAAAUUUGGAACUAUCGCCAACGCGUAAUCGAGCUUAUAUUGGAAGAUCCGGCCCUGGCUGCUCAAUUCCAAGUACGCAGAGAGCUUCCUAUCUUUCAGAUGAUGAUCAGCAUGGACGAAAAGAAUCACCAUGUUUGGCUGUAUCGCAACUGGUUUGUGAAACGCUUCGAAUUAUACGAUGAUGCUGGGGAGCUUGAGUUUGUAAAUAAGUUGAUUGACAAGGAUGCUCGGAACAACAGUGCCUGGACACACAAAUUCUUCCUUCUAUUUAGCAGGAAUGAUGCAGCUGAGAAUAUUGUUGCACAGGAGUUAGAUUUCUGCAGAGAGAAGAUCGCAUUGUGCCCACAAAAUCCGUCGCUGUGGAACUACCUUCUUGGUAUAUAUGCUUCCCAAGAGAGGCUGCUUGUCGAGCUCAAAGACUUUUGUGGACAAUACGCAAACAUAAACGAUGAAGAGAUAAAAAGUUCAUUUGCUUUGGAAACGCUUGCAAAAAUUGCAGUAGAGCAGAAUGAUGUACUGUUAGCCUGCCGUUACUAUGACCUCCUCCUGCAAAAAUACGAUCCGAUCAGGGCCUCUUACUGGAAUUAUUUGUCCAAGAAAAUUCUGCUUAAUACUUAA